Messenger RNA from Penicillium hordei, 2535 nucleotides. RefSeq lists its product as uncharacterized. The transcript has 2 exons. The record is from RefSeq and is a predicted model, not a curated record. Bases 1 to 2535 code for a protein of 844 amino acids. Lineage: Eukaryota; Fungi; Ascomycota; Eurotiomycetes; Eurotiales; Aspergillaceae.
AUGACAACAGCUCCUUUGAUCGCAUACCCCAUAAUGGAAGUCCCAGCUACGGGUGAUUCUAUGGAGAUGGCCUCGCCUUAUCUAGGGCAGGCUGACGAUUUUGACAUCGACAUCGACCUCAUGGAGGACCAUGUCUCGAACAUGGACAGUGAUAUGAUGGGUGCAGAUGAAUUUACUAGUACCGCUCAGCCUAACGAACUCAACGAUGACGCGAUCUACGAUGCCGACAUGGCCGAUGAACCCUCGGAAGGGUCGAUGAUCGACGCUGGCAACUUCGCCGAUGAAGACAACGAUAUUGACGUGCAAUUUGAGGAGGAGCCAUACGAAGAAGAAAUGAUUGAGACUGAGCAGGCCGGAGACAUGAAUAUUGCCGCCCCUGUCAUUCAUCUUGAACCUGCGGGCGGCAAUGAAGACGCUGCCAGCCUCAUUAAGGAGGAUGCCACAGUCACAACUGUGGAACCCCUCAAAGCAGCACCUCAAGACACAAGUGGCUCUUUGGAAGUUGCCCCCGUUCAAGAUGAAACUCAGGCUUCCGGAGUUGAGAGGCCAGACACGCAGGCCCAGCUGAGCACGGCUGUUGAUGAUCACCUGGCUGAGGAACCAUCCGAAACCGUCAUCAGUCCCGAAACCGGCGGUCACAAUGGAAAGCAAGAGCUUGGCGAAGAGGCUAACGAAGUAUCACAAUCUUCUGUGUCAGAGACUAAGGCAACUCAAGUUCCCAACGAUGACCCGGAGGCCAGCCAAAUCACACAUUCCAUCGAACAUCCCCACAUUGAUGACGCUGUGCCAGACGUGCAGCCUGGGUCUGAGGGAAAUCACCAGGUUGCAGAUGAGGAUGAAUCUCUCCAACAAGCCGCAUACGUAGAUGAGCCUGUUCAUCCAGUCAAAAUUCUCUACCAGGACUGCGAAAUCGCUCUGUUCCCUCCCCUUGAGGGAGACUUGGCGGAUACGUUCUUCAUUGAGGAUGAAGCUCUAGCUUAUGAAAAUAUUGAUCAAAUAUUCAAGGCUCUGCGCCAGGUGCUUCAAAAAACAAUGGCAGGCAAUGAGGUCCUGGUCAUCGAUAUUGACACCCUCGGUAUCCAAAUGACAGAGGACUCAUUUCAUACUUCUCAAGUUACGUUGCAUCAGAUACUAGAUCUUUAUCUUAGACUUUGUCGUAAUGAUGGCACCACCGAGCCCGAUGCCCUUUAUCUUACACUGAGCACCAAGCGUGCGUUCCCGGCUGAGAUUGCAGAUCUCAAUGACGCUGCGAUUGAGGGCAAGAAACUUUCUGAACUUCAUUCCGAACUUCAAUCAUGGGAUGAAUAUGAUGAAGCUGAGGCAGGUUCCGAUGAGGAUCUUGGCGCCCAUGGGGCUGAGGAGCACGAAGACGAAGUCUACUACACCAAUGAGGCUCAAAAAGAGCUUUCGAUCACGCAAGUGCAAACCGCUCCAGCACCCGGAGAAGAGCAGGCGCUAGAUAGCGAACAGUCUCAGGCCCAGCCCAAAGUCGUCUCUAACGCUCAACCAGAGAUUUUGCAUGCGCAGGAUGAGGAUAGAUCUACUUCUCGUGAGCGGAGUGCCGAGGCUGCACCUGAGUCUGAAUCUCAUCUAGCCCUGCCUGAGCAGCCCGAGAACAAAGAGUUAGAUCACUUCGAUGUGUCUCGCCAUCUCGAAAAAGACCCAGAGCAAGAACACGACCAUGGCCAUGCUGAUAUGAACGAAGAGCACUACGAUUCUGAGGACCGGCAGAGUGAUUCUACUGCCACGGUAGCUGCAAUGCCUGGCGCAAGCGAGAUCAAAGAGUAUACCCAGCAUGUCUCUCCGGACGUUGCCGCGGACGCCGGUAGAAAUCAAAACGACGACGAGAACUAUUACGGAGAGGACCUUGAGAACGAUGAUCAGGGAGCCGAGGAAUAUUACGAGCACGAAGACAUCGGCUCAGUCGAUGAUUCAGAAACCUUCCAAAAAGAUAUCACUGGCAGUGAAAAUGCUGAUGUUGAUGCUCAAGAACCAGCUGAUCAGCCAUUUGUCCUUGAUGAAGAGGACGCAGAUGAGUUAGAUGCCCCGCCGACAGAUGAAGUUGUUUCAGAAAUUCUCCUGCGGGAUGAAACCAACCACCCUUCCCAUGAACAGCCGGCACGGCCACUUGACGUCGGCUUGCAUGAUGCAUCUGACAAGAAGGAGCAAACACCAGAGCCCGCAGAUGAUUUACUUGGAAUCGCUGUAGACCUGAUGCAGACUCCUCCGAAGGAUACAGAGAACGAUGCGCUUGAUCACUUCGAGGGCAUAGACUACGACGAGCCUGAGGAUGAGCUCGAUGCUCCUGUUGCAGCUGAUGAUGAGGGUGCCGAUCACGAGUUUGACGAGAACCAUUUUGGCGACUAUGAUACCCAUUUUGAAGAAUCGGAGGCUGUAGAGCUGGCUGGAACAGACCCUUCCUUGACAGACCCCCAAACGAACCAGAGCUUGUCUGCCAAACGGUCUCGCGAAGAUGAAGACGACUGGGACCUGGUGGAAACCACCGCUGACGCCAAACGUCGCCGCUCUUCGUAA